Manis pentadactyla (Chinese pangolin) is the source of this 4081-nucleotide messenger RNA. It is a transcript of the gene FAM78A, whose product is annotated as family with sequence similarity 78 member A. NCBI's taxonomy places the organism in Eukaryota, Metazoa, Chordata, Mammalia, Pholidota, Manidae. The coding region runs from base 698 to 1549 and encodes 283 amino acids. The record is from RefSeq and is a predicted model, not a curated record. The transcript is spliced from 2 exons.
GCCCCGGGGCCCCGCGCGGCGGCGACGACAGCGGCUUGGGGACAAGGCGCGCCCGCGAGUGGGCGCCGACGGGGACCCGCGCUGCGCCGCGCUCCUCAGGGACCCCGCGGGCCGCCGGAGCCUGGUGCUCGCCUCCUGGAAGCCGCGGGUCAGCGCCCGACCCCGAGGGCGCCCGGACCUCGGCGGCUGCACAGAAACUGCCGUUCCAUUGAUUCGGCCCCGCUGGGCGAGCGGCCGGGUGCCUGUGCCCCGGGCGCGUGCGGAAGGCACAGGGGCAGGAAGUCGUCCGCUGCGGCGAGGCAGCGCCCAGGGACGGAGCCUUCCUUAUUUAUGUGUCUGCCGGCAUUUGCCUUCUGCACCGAAGACUUCAGGGAGCGUCUCCGAGCUGACGUUCCCCGUGGGUGAGGCACAGAAGGGCUGGAUGUCUGAACAACAUGAUCAUCCAUUAACUUCCAAACUUUUCUUUUUAACAUUUUAACCCAAAGAAUACCGGUGAUUUUUGUCCACUGCUAGCAGGAGAAGGGAGAACCUGGGGCUCUUGAAAUGCAGCAAAAUCCUUAUUUAUAAACAGGCCUGAAGUAGUGAUAUGCGACUCCCCUCUACUCAGUGAAUCUUCUAUCCUAUGGAUAUCGGCCCUUAGAUUUGAGACCGGAGAGCAAUACUGUCUGCGCUGGGUCUGGCAGCCUCCAUCCUCUCAAUGCCCAGUUUCCUCUGGGACUGCUGGCCCUCCCUGGAGAUCAGAGUGGUACUGUGUGCCAUGGGCUGUAUUCAGAGCAUCGGGGGCAAAGCCAGAGUCUUCCGGGAAAGUAUCACCGUGAUCGACGUGAAAGCCUCUAUCGACCCCAUCCCCACCAGCAUCGAUGAGUCCUCCAGCGUGGUGCUCCGCUACAGGACGCCCCACUUCCGUGCCUCCGCCCAGGUGGUCAUGCCGCCCAUCCCCAAGAAGGAGACCUGGAUAGUUGGCUGGAUCCAGGCGUGCAGCCACAUGGAGUUCUACAACCAGUACGGGGAGCAGGGCAUGUCCAGCUGGGAGCUCCCGGACCUCCAGGAGGGCAAGAUCGAGGCCAUCAGUGACUCGGACGGGGUGAACUACCCCUGGUACGGUAACACCACCGAGACCUGCACCAUCGUGGGCCCCACCAGGAGAGACUCCAGGCUCAUCAUCAGCAUGAACGACAACUUCUACCCCAGCGUCACGUGGGCAGUGCCCGUCAGCGAGAGCAAUGUGGCCAAACUGACCGACAUCUACCGGGACCAGAGCUUCACCACAUGGCUGGUGGCCACCAACACCUCAACCAACGACAUGAUCAUUUUGCACACACUGCACUGGCGCAUGCAGCUCAGCAUCGAGGUGAACCCCAACCGGCCUCUGGGCCAGCGCGCCCGGCUACGGGAGCCCAUCGCCCAGGACCAGCCCAAAAUACUGAGCAAGAAUGAGCCAAUACCGCCCAGUGCCCUGGUCAAGCCCAACGCCAACGACGCUCAGGUCCUCAUGUGGCGGCCCAAGUUCGGACAGCCGCUGGUGGUAAUCCCCCCCAAGCACCGGUAACAGCCAGGGCUCCCCGCUAGUCAGACUCAAGUAAUAAUACUGCUCCAGCAAAACCCACACGGACUCCGGUCAUUCAGCGAAAUACAACCAUUCUACCUUCUCCAGUGGGCGGAUCUCACUGUGCGACUUCCCCAGGAUGGCUUCCCGGUGGCCUCCCCCGCCCUCUCCGCACGGGCUUCUUUUUGGGGAGGAGGGAGGCCCAGCAGGACAGGCUGACCCCACGUUCGCCCUUCCCUGUCCCCUUGGUCUCCUUUCCUCUCCUUUUCUCGCAAUUUCAGUCAUUCACUUGCAACAGACUCCCUGAAACAACUGCUUUUCCAGUUCUUUGUUUAAUGCCUCCUUGGGAGGCUGGGGAGCAGGGGGAGCUGGGUGAGUGGCGGCCCCGCGGCAGCUCCCCCUUCGCCCUCCAUCACGCGGCCUUAUGUAGACUCGCUUUGCCAAACUUUUGCCUUAAGCUGAAUUUAAAGGAAAAAAAAACCGAAGCAAAGAAAGCAGGAUCUCUUUUUCUACUGGGCUCUCCACCUGCCAGAGGUGAGGGAGGGGGCUGGGGCGGGGAGGAGAGAACCUCACGGGCCCCCUGCCGUGGUCCUGGGGGAAGACAGGGCGCAGAUUUAGGUCCAAAACCAGCUGCUCAUUCUUUUGUUUCAGGAGAAACAGAGCCACGAACUCUGCCUCGAGGGGCCCUUCCCGUGGCCCCAGGUAGAUCCGCACGCCACCUACCUGUGGGCCAGAGCCGUGAGCUACGGGCGGAGCGGCGGGUGUUCCUCUCCUGUCCCUGCUUGCAGCCCCCCCUUGGCUUGGCGUGUCUGGGAGGCGCCAGGGCGUCCGCCGGGCGUCACGGGGUCGAGCCCAGGGAAUCGUUGGCAUCCCAGCCCUCCGCACCAUCCACAGCUGGGCCCGCCCACACUGCUGGGUGUGUGGCUUUUCCUUUUCUAGCCACACCUGUCCCAAACACCUGGAGGGCCAGCCACCUUGACACAGCUGUGGUUUAAAUGGGAGGAAGCCCUGUGCCGGCCCGGCUGCUCCUCAGGGACGUCCCUCGCAGGUGCUCUGGGCAGGGCUACCGAGGAGUCACCUGCGGCGGGUGGUCUUGGAUCCGGGCAUGUGGGGAGGCAGCAGACAUAGCCCCUCCUGCGGCUUGUCCUCAAGGGCGUAAACCAGGGCCCAGGGCUGGGAGAUUAAGUGGGGUCAAGGUCAGUAAGCACCGGGAGGCUGGUCUGGGACAACGCGGCUAGGCUUGGGGGCCGCCCUGCCUUGGGUCCUGGGCCCUCUGGGCUACACCACGCUUUCUUAGCAAUGUCUAAUUUGGAGGCUGCUUGUGGGAGCUCUGGGAACACCCCAGGGACGCCCCCUCCUCCAAGCUCACCAAGUCCACAGUACAUCACCCAGGCCCCACAUUCGAACUAAUAAUAACCAAGCACAGAAGAUUGUCAGAUAAGAAAAAUAAUCCAUUUCUGCUGCACAUGAGCCACUUGUAGGAGCCCCAGGGACAACGUGGGAGGGCAUGGGUCACCUAAUCCUUGCUGGGCUCCUUGUCCACAUAGCACUGUAUCUAUUCAAGGGGUGCUUAUCACCCAGGCUGUCUCUUGAGCCCGGCCCUGAUGGGAGGCCUGCAGCUAACCCGGAGCAACUGGACUGGAAAUAGCUGUGAUGCCAGCCGCGAGCGGGGUGCUUGGGGAAACCCUGUCAGGCCAGGGACCUGCCCCCUGGGAACGGCCGGUUGCCUUCCGUGUGUGCGGAGUUCCUGCCGUCCAGGGAGGCCACACCCUCGAGUGAGGGGAGCGAUGGGUUCUGACUCCACUUCCGGGGUCACACGGGAAGGGGCCAGGGUUAACCCGUUCCGCCGCUGUGGACGGGACCUGGCCUCCUGAUGGAGUGGCCCUUCUCUGCACUCAGGUCUUUCUUGCACUAAAAAGGAGAAAGGGGCUUGGGCAAGGGGUCGGGAAGCCGGAGCUCUGCUUCUGCGCCGGGUCAUCACCAAGGGGUUCUCCCUGGGGUAGGGGCAGGAGUAGGCAAGAACAGGAAAGGGUACUCCCAAGCUGUUCUGGGGGAGAGGUGCCCGAAGCCGCACAUCCAGGGCCAAGCCCGCUGUGCCCACGAGGGGAGCGGAGCUUCUCUGGCCGCUGCCAGCUUGGCCUGCCGCACGCCUGGUCCUCAGCCUGCCUCGCUCCCUGGCUCCUCCCGCCCUCCUGUGCCCCUUCCUCUCUGCCCCUCCUGGCCUUUCUUAAGAUGGGGCUGGGAAGACCCGGAGAGGCUGCAGGUCCGGCCAAGGACACUCAGCUUAGCUUGGGUCUGGACCCCCAGCCUCCCGCCUCGUACCAGGAGCGCAGACCCCAGUCUCUCACCUGGGUCCCCGGUCCCUUUGGUGUCCCCGGGUGCGGACACACUCCAGCAAUAAGGAUGUGGCGAGUACUGUGAAACAAACCAGGGCACUUACCAGGAGGCCUAAGACUCUUGAAGACAAUGUAAAAUGAACCUUUUUAAAAAAACAACAAAUGUUCAGAAAGAGAAAUAAAAUGUAAUUUUAAAGUA